Odontomachus brunneus is the source of this 3758-nucleotide messenger RNA. RefSeq lists its product as uncharacterized. Gene Ontology annotation, cellular component: nucleus. NCBI's taxonomy places the organism in Eukaryota, Metazoa, Arthropoda, Insecta, Hymenoptera, Formicidae. Gene Ontology annotation, molecular function: DNA-binding transcription activator activity, RNA polymerase II-specific; RNA polymerase II cis-regulatory region sequence-specific DNA binding. The transcript is spliced from 6 exons. The record is from RefSeq and is a predicted model, not a curated record. Gene Ontology annotation, biological process: regulation of transcription by RNA polymerase II. The coding region runs from base 96 to 2900 and encodes 934 amino acids.
CAAUUGACAAGAAAGAAGAAUCGGCCGACGAACGGGGAACCUGUUGUUCGUAGGAGACGGAGGAAUGUAGAUACGCCGCGAACGCGAAUGCCAUCAUGAACACCAAAACAAAUCUUCAACAUGCGUCAAAUUCGUACAAUGGAGAUACUAUAGGUAGAGACAGUCCAUCAGCAUUAUUGGAUAUGCUUGCUGAAGUUGCAUCUCAAACUCUACAUUCAGAAAAGAAGCGUAUUAAUUCACUGCUAGCGUCGAAUGCAAAUCGUGUCGACUGUCAAUGCAAACCUAAAACAACUAAUAUGAAACGGAAAGAAUUAUACUUCACAGUACCUCAACUUUUAUCUAUGUCUGUUUCCCAUCUUGUUAAGCAGUUUACUAUUUUUACAAGCGACGAACUCAAAAGGCUUUAUUCUUAUACUUGUGCAUUAGUGCCUGAAUGCCAACAGAAAUAUACCAGUUUUGCUAAUGAAGUAAAGGCAAGGACAUCUAUUAAGAAUCAUUUAGAGGAACAUUUAGAAUAUUUCAAAACAGACAAAGUGGCCUAUGAUACAUUCACAGCAAGGAGUGUAAAUCACAAGAAUUUAAAAACAAAUCUACAGAAUAAGAAAAGUCGGGUGCAACAGACAAAGAAACCUCAAGAAACAUUAAAUAAGGAAAACAAAGAUGUGAUAUUGGAAAAAUCGACAAAUUAUUUACGAAAAAUACUUCUUAAUGAUAUUAAUAUUAAAGAGAUUGAGAAACAGAAAUGUUUUCAGAAGACAGAAAAUAAGGAUAUGCAUAAUCCCGAAUUAAAGAGUUCUGAGCAAAUGGAUUUUAAAGUUCUCGGCGAUCAUAGUUAUUUUGAACGUUUAGAUGAUAAAAUGUCCAAUAGGAAAGAGAUGUCAUCUCUUAAUAAUGUUCUUGAGAAUACAACAAGAGAAGAAAAUAUUGUAUUAAUGGUUGUUGGCACUGAUAGUGUACAUAUGGAAGAAUAUUCUCAUGUUAACCAGAAAUUAUCAGAAGAUGCAAAAUGUCAAAAUAAUCCUCUUUGUUCACCAGGCUUAUCGUGGUCAAACGAAAGUCUAGUCAGAAACACAGAAGUAUCUACAACAACCAAGCCAAAAGGAAAAGCCAAAUUCAUUGGCACGAGCAAGGAAGAAAGGGAAAUGGCAUUGGCGUAUAUGGAACGUAUCAAGAAGAAGGGCAAUCCUACAGGGAGCAAUCUUCAAUGUCGGAUUUGCGACCCGCCUCGUACUUUCACAGCGCCUACAACUUUGGUGUCUCAUUAUCGAAGUCAUGCUGGAAUAAAACCGUACGAAUGUCGAAUAUGUAGAGCAGUUUUUACAAGGAGACAUAGCUUGAAGUACCACAUGUUGAUUCAUCAAAAUCAAACACGUUUCACAUGCACGGAUUGCGGGAAAAAAUUCAGACAUCCAUCUCACUUCAAGGAGCAUCAGCGUAGACAUACCGGCGAAGCACCGUUCGGAUGCGAAGACUGCGGACAACGAUUUAAAACGAGAAACACUUACAAGCGUCAUUUGAAAACACGGCAUGGGAAAAUUCUUACGACCACUGGUGAACUUUUGCAUCUUCCCGAGGAAGACUUUCAAAAAAUUCGGACGAAUCGAAGAAGGAAAGAUUGCGCUGCAGAGACCACAACGAACGCUGAUUGUGUUUCGUCCAGCGCGAUCAUAAAUUUCAAUAAUCAGCACAAUGGAGCUCAAAUUAUAGAGGAGUAUGUUCUGAAAGAGAAUAUUGAUGACAUUGACAGAAAUUGGGAAACGAAAGGUACGAUACAAGUUGUUGAUAAAUGCAUUGAAAAUUUUGAGAUUUGUACAGAAUCUCAGUUGAAUAAGACUGACGGUACGGAGACUGAAAUAAAUAUAGAUUGUAAAUACUCUGAGAGAGAUGAUAGCAAUAUUAAAAUGGAUUAUAUAAACGAUGUACAAGAUGAUCUGUUACUUCUGAAAAAUUCUUUUUACGAUAAUUUAGAAGCGGCUAAUAAUGAGGAAAAUCAUGUCGCUUAUCAGCAUAAUUAUGAAGAUCAGAAAAAAGUUUACGAUUGCAGCGAAGUAACACAAUCAUAUACUGAGAUAAAUUGUAACAGUGAAACUUUGAAAGAAAGAGGAGACAAAAAUAUAACACAGCAUGAAGUAAAUAUAGAAUCCUCAAAAGAACAAGACAGUUAUCAUAAGAUACUAUACAACAAUGGUAUGCAAGAAGAACCCACGACCUAUAUGCAUUUAAAAAUAGAAGAAAUGGAAGGUACAAAUUCCAACGAAAUUGAUCAGAUAAACAAUGAAAAAUAUAACACACAAAUUAUUAUCGCACAAAACGAUACUGUUAGUGAAGGAUCCGACAAAUAUGCUAAUAAUUUCGAUAUCGAGACUGAAGGAUGUGCGAAAAACGAAAUUUAUUUGCAAUCCGCACAAAGUUCGAAUGUUAGCAUCUUACAAACAUUCAAUAAAGUUAAAGGAGAUAUUGUUUCGCAAAACCAAGAUAUAAUAUUACAGCAAGAUAGACAUGUAAGCGAGUCUGAAUCUAUUGUUACUAAAACGUUAAAUAUAGAAAAGCUGAAUGUUUCUUCGAAAGAUCCUGUUGCGGCAAACAAAGAAAUCGCAAAACAGGAAAAUAUGCAGUACUUAUAUCUCCGUACUGGAACAUUGGACGAUAUAAUUGCACAAAAUAAAUGUAUAAACAUACCUCUGCAUCAAAUAAAUUUAUAUUGCGAUCAGCACAACCAGUUGAAAGGAAAAGUAGAUAACUGCAAGCAAAUUAAAGUCUUAAACGGCGACAUACAAACAAUCAAUAUAGAGCAAUCUGAUAAACAAAAUGCAAUUUUGCUUGUAUCCAACGAUAGUUUACAGAAUGGAAUUCUACAAAUUGACAAAGGUAAUAUUACUGUCAAGAGUAUAAACAGAUAGACACUGCACAAGUGUAAGUAACAAUAAUUGUACAGUAAUAUAUUUAAAAAGAGUUUGAUUUGUUAGUUAAUAUUUAAUCACGCUAUUACAGGAUAUAUUUUAUACUAACGUAGUAAUGUUGGCAGAGGUAUAAUUGAUUAACUAAAACACAUACAAUAAUUAUUUUAACAUAUAGUGAUGCUAAAAGAUCAUGUCAAAAAAAUGUCAUGUUCUCUCACUUGUGUAAAUAUUCAAAGAAAAAAAAAAUUGAACGGUUGUCUCUGCGUUUUUUGCUAUGAAACAUAAUUAGCUAAAUUCAAGAAAACGUGAAAUAGACUAAUAAGAAUACAUCUCACACAAUAUGACGUAUUAUACAUGAGGUUAUACCUGUGAGUAACGAAAACUGAUAGUGAAAGCAUUUACUCAUUUUAUAUAUUAUGUAUGAACUUAUUUUAACAACUUUUAGAAUAUAUUACUUCGAAUUAUUAUGCGAUUAACUCAUACAUCAAUUAUUUGCAUUUAUUAUACUUUCAAAGUUUGUUUAACAAGAAAUUGUUUAAGAGUAAAAAUUGUAAAUUAUCUGUCGUUUCAUUCCUGGCAUAUUUAAAAAGUAAAUUUGUAUUUAUUAAUAGUUUCGUUUGUUUAUUAUGAAAAGUAUUCUCUUAAUUUACAUCUAUUAAUAAUCUGAAAGAUAUGGUAUUGACGUGCCAAAUCUAAGUAUAUUGCAUAUAUCAAAUGUAUAUUUUCAUUCAUAAAUCAGGAUAAUUUUUCUUUUUAUAUGAAAUUUUUCAAUUUCUUUAGCUAGAUUGUACGUGAAUAUUAUAAAUACGUUAUUAUACUUUAUCCUUAUAACAAUUAAAUUGACUUUACUUAAUUUAA